UUUUACAUGUAACGUAAGUUUUAUAUAAAAAAACGUUAUCGUUCAAGGAAUUAUAAUGCGAGUACUUCAACAACUACGUUAAUUAAUAAGAAGAAAAAGAAGAAAGAAAUAAAAAAGCAGAAGAAAUUGAAAAAAAAAUCGAAUAAUUUAAACAAAAAAUGUCAAACUACGAAAUUACCCAUAGAAAGUACUACGUCAUUUUCGAUAUGUCGGUGAGAGGAUGAUAAAUAAAUUAUCUUUAUUGCAUCCGUCUGUAUACUAUACGAAAAGGAAUAGUUUUGAAGAAUUAAUUCUCCAAGAUUCUUAUUUCUAUUCUCAUUUCCUUAAAUUUUUUCUUUUCUAGACACAAUUCGUGUCUAAUAUCUUAAUCUUUGAACUACAGAACAAAAACCUGCAACGCGAUCCCGAAACCGGUCCCGAAAAUAAUCUGCCAAUGUCCUAGAAGAAUAAAUUCCGUAAUAAUUUCCAGAGAAAGUAAAGCAAAAAAAAUAAUUAACAGAGUAACUCCAAAUUCACGAUGCAUGAGGAUUAUAGAACAACCAAUUUCUUGUAUAUGCGUUAAAAAAUCCAGUUCAGAAGACUUAAAAAAAUUGUGCAAAUGUUCGUCAACGUGCACAUUUCUUUCAAAAUAUAAUGACUGUUGCUGUAUAAGGGAAAAAAUAAAAAAGAAAAAAAAGAAAGAAAAUUCGAUAGAUUAUUGCUAUUCUAAAGAAAUGCCGUUUAAAGGAACAUUAUGCACAAAAUACCGUGAACAAAGUCCAAAGAAAAAUAUAUUUGUCAAAGGAUUCUCCAGGUUACGUAAUAAACUAAGAAAACUUGGAAAUCGUAAAAAAAGAAAAAAUGAAUAUGUUGAACACCGAUGUUGUGGAAAUUCUUUUCGAAAUCAAAAUCAAAUUAUGGAGAAAAGGAAAGUGAAAUUUUGCUAAUAAAGGUAACGAUGAAAACGGUACUUCUGAUAAAUAUUUCGUCUAUAUUUGCUUACAAAAUCAAUAUAGCUGCUCAAAGGCUCGAUGUAUAAACGAAUGGGAUUUUUUUCGUGUUGGUUAUUAUAUAGCACGAAAUCCACUCGUAUACAACGAGACUAAGAAAUAUUUUGAAUUUAUAUUGGCUUGUAUAAUUAAGUAAUAGUGAAUGUAAAUUUGUAUGAAAUAUUAAACAGCGUCCAAAUGUCGAUCAUUUCUUACAGGAUGUAUAAUAAAUUUAAAGAUUCCUUUAUGCUAAAGAAAAAUACGGAGAGAAAAGUACAUCGCCAAGCGAAGGACGCAACAUAAACGAUAAACAGUAAACAAUAUAUGUUUGAUGUUUUCAAUUACAUAUAUAUAUAUAUAUGUAUGUACAUAUAUAUAAAUCAAUGCUAUUAAACCAUGAAUAUAAAAUAGUUUAAAUAUUUAACGUAUAUCUUUAUUUUUACGAUGUUAAAUAGUCCAUAGACAUAAAGAAAUUUCAUACACAUCCGUAAGACAUUAUUUUUUACAAAUAUUCUAAAAAUUGUAAACCUGAGCUUUAAAAUUGUUUUUUCAAAUGAAUUAUAGAUUGAACUAUAUUGACAUGUUAUUUUUCGCAGAUAUGCCAUGUCAUAAUUUUGUGAAUAAAUAUGAUAAAUAGAUAUAGUUGAAAAAAUAUAAAACAAUUACUGUAAUCUCUCGUUUGUAAUUCUGUAACAAUAAUCUAAGUUUUCUAUCUCGUUU
Molecule: messenger RNA, 1688 nt
Organism: Apis cerana (Asiatic honeybee)
Lineage: Eukaryota; Metazoa; Arthropoda; Insecta; Hymenoptera; Apidae
Source: RefSeq, a predicted model, not a curated record